AUGACGUUCGAAUUCCUUGAUGAGGAUGUGUUGUUUCUGAAAGAUUAUUGUAAUAGACCUAGCCCAGAUGAAGGCCCAGAGCCAGGAACGCGAUGGACGCUUGUGUUCAACGGUGCCUCAAAUGCUUUGGGAAAUGGUAUUGGAGCUUUCAUUAGUUCUCCCAUGGGUUUUCAUAUUCCUUUCACUGUCAGAAUUUAUUUUGACUGCAAAAAUAACAUGGCUGAAUAUGAAGCUUGCAUCUAUGGGAUUCAAGCAGCUAUUGACCUGAGAAUCAAAUAUAUAAACAUAUAUGGGGACUCAGCUCUGGUUAUAAGUCAAAUCAAAGGAGAGUGGGAGAGAAGACACCCAAAUAUGAUUCUGUACCGGGAGCAUGUAUUGAAAUUGAUUCCGUAUUUUGAGGAGAUGGCAUUUGACCAUAUCCUGAUUGAAGAGAACCACUUAGCAGAUGCACUGGCUACUAUGGCAUCCAUGUUUAAAGUUAAAUGGGAAAAUGAGGCCCCCUACAUCAGCAUUAUAAGAUUGGAUGAGCCAGCAUUUUUCUAUACUAAUGAUUAA
This is a messenger RNA of Lathyrus oleraceus (garden pea), 555 nucleotides long. RefSeq lists its product as uncharacterized. Gene Ontology annotation, molecular function: nucleic acid binding; RNA-DNA hybrid ribonuclease activity. The coding region runs from base 1 to 555 and encodes 184 amino acids. Lineage: Eukaryota; Viridiplantae; Streptophyta; Magnoliopsida; Fabales; Fabaceae. The transcript has a single exon. The record is from RefSeq and is a predicted model, not a curated record.